Messenger RNA from Phalacrocorax carbo (great cormorant), 977 nucleotides. The record is from RefSeq and is a predicted model, not a curated record. NCBI's taxonomy places the organism in Eukaryota, Metazoa, Chordata, Aves, Suliformes, Phalacrocoracidae.
UGACCCUGGCAAGCAAUGAGAGAAUCCCUCUGAACCCAACGAUGCGGCUCGUCUUUGAGAUCAGCCACCUGCACACAGCCACCCCAGCGACCGUGUCCAGAGCGGGGAUCCUGUACAUCAACCCGUCAGAUCUGGGCUGGAAUCCCCCCGUGAGCAGCUGGAUUGACAGGCGAGAGAUCCAGUCCGAAAGAGCCAACCUGACCAUUUUGUUUGAUAAGUAUUUGCCGACUUGCCUGGACACCCUCAGAACAAGAUUUAAGAAGAUUAUUCCCAUUCCUGAGCAGAGUAUGGUUCAGAUGCUGUGCUAUCUCCUUGAGUGUCUCCUGACGGAGGAGAACACACCUCCUGACUGUCCCAAGGAGCUUUAUGAACUUUACUUUGUCUUUGCUGCUGUCUGGGCCUUUGGUGGAUCAAUGUUUCAAGACCAGCUUGUGGACUACAGAGUGAACUUCAGCAAGUGGUGGGUGGCAGAAUUCAAGACUAUCAAGUUUCCCUCUCAGGGCACGGUCUUUGACUUUUACAUUGAUCCAGAAACGAAGAAAUUUGAGCCUUGGUCUAAACUUGUUCCUCAGUUUGAAUUUGAUCCAGAAAUGCCAUUACAGGCUUGCCUGGUGCCCACCACCGAGACGGUCCGCGUGCGGUACUUCAUGGACAGGCUCCUGGAGCGCCAGCGCCCGGUGAUGCUGGUGGGCAACGCCGGCACGGGGAAGUCUGUGCUGGUGGGGGACAAGCUCUCCUCACUGGACACGGAUGCGUAUGUGGUGAAAAAGGUCCCAUUUAACUACUACACCACCUCUGCCAUGCUGCAAGGUAAGGCAACGGCUGAGCCACGGGACCUCUGGCUGGCAGGUUACCAAAUUCCCAGGGCAUCCAGCGAGGAUUGGAGUGGGACGUGCACUGUGGCGCUCCGGGGAAGACCUGUGGGUGCCCUGCCUGUGUCGUUUGUGGGCACCGCACUGACACCUGCGGGCUCUUAA